CCGCAGCCGCAGCCGCAGCGGGCACAGAGCAGGUAGAUGGCCCCCCCAGGGCAGGCCCUGCGGACACCCCUCCCUCCGGCUGGCGGAUGCAGUGCCUAGCGGCCGCUCUUAAGGACGAAACCAACAUGAGUGGGGGAGGGGAGCAGGCCGACAUACUGCCGGCCAACUACGUGGUCAAGGAUCGCUGGAAGGUGCUGAAAAAGAUCGGGGGCGGGGGCUUUGGUGAGAUCUACGAGGCCAUGGACCUGCUGACCAGGGAGAAUGUGGCCCUCAAGGUGGAGUCAGCCCAGCAGCCCAAGCAGGUCCUCAAGAUGGAGGUGGCUGUGCUCAAAAAGCUGCAAGGGAAAAGCCACGUGUGCAGGUUCAUUGGCUGUGGCCGGAAUGAGAAAUUUAAUUAUGUGGUGAUGCAGCUCCAGGGCCGGAAUCUGGCCGACCUGCGCCGCAGCCAGCCGCGAGGCACCUUCACGCUGAGCACCACGCUGCGGCUGGGCAAGCAGAUCCUGGAGUCCAUUGAGGCCAUCCACUCGGUGGGCUUCCUGCACCGUGACAUCAAGCCGUCAAACUUUGCCAUGGGCAGGCUGCCCUCCACCUACAGAAAGUGCUACAUGUUGGACUUCGGGCUGGCCCGGCAGUACACCAACACCACGGGGGAUGUUCGGCCCCCUCGGAAUGUGGCCGGGUUUCGAGGGACUGUUCGUUAUGCCUCAGUCAAUGCCCACAAGAACCGGGAGAUGGGCCGCCACGAUGACCUGUGGUCCCUUUUCUACAUGCUGGUAGAGUUUGCAGUGGGGCAGCUGCCCUGGAGAAAGAUCAAGGACAAGGAGCAGGUAGGGAUGAUCAAGGAGAAGUAUGAGCACCGGAUGCUGCUGAAGCACAUGCCCUCCGAGUUCCACCUCUUUCUGGACCACAUUGCCAGCCUCGACUACUUCACCAAGCCCGAUUACCAGUUGAUCAUGUCGGUGUUUGAGAACAGCAUGAAGGAACGGGGCAUCGCUGAGAAUGAGGCCUUUGACUGGGAGAAGGCGGGCACCGAUGCCCUCCUGUCCACAAGCACCUCCACUCCACCCCAGCAGAACACGCGGCAGACGGCAGCCAUGUUCGGGGUGGUCAACGUGACGCCAGUGCCCGGGGACCUGCUCCGGGAGAACACCGAGGACGUGCUGCAGGGCGAGCACCUGAGUGACCAGGAGAACGCACCCCCAAUCUUGCCUGGGCGGCCCCCUGAGGGGCUGGGUCCCAGCCCCCACCUUGCCCCCCACCCCGGGGGUCCUGAGGCUGAAGUCUGGGAGGAGACGGAUGUCAACCGGAACAAACUCCGGAUCAACAUCGGCAAAACCCCUUGUGUGGUGGAAGAGGAGCAGAGCCGAGGUGUGGGGGUCCCAAGCUCCCCGGUGCGGGCCCCUCCAGACUCACCGACAACCCCAGUCCGUUCUCUUCGCUACCGGAGGGUCAACAGCCCUGAGUCUGAGAGGCUUUCCACAGCGGAUGGGCGGGUGGAACUGCAUGAGAGGAGGUCACGAAUGGAUCUGCCCGGCUCACCCUCGCGCCAAGCCUGCUCUUCGCAGCCGGCCCAGAUGCUCUCAGUGGACACAGGCCACGCCGAUCGGCAGGCCAGCGGCCGCAUGGACGUGUCAGCCUCCGUGGAGCAGGAGGCCCUUAGCAACGCCUUCCGCUCAGUGCCGCUGGCCGAGGAGGAGGACUUUGACAGCAAGGAGUGGGUCAUCAUUGACAAGGAGACAGAGCUCAAGGACUUCCCCCCGGGGGCCGAGCCCAGCACAUCGGGCACCACGGACGAGGAGCCCGAGGAGCUGCGGCCGCUGCCCGAGGAGGGCGAGGAGCGGCGGCGGCCAGGGGCAGAGCCCGCCGUCAGGCCCCGGGGACGAGGCAUGCAGACGCUGGCUGAGGAGGACCCUCGGCAGAUUCCAACCCAGCCCCUACCACCCCAGCUGAGCCAAGCUGAUGGCCGGUCAGAGACGUCGCAGCCCCCCACGCCCGGCAGCCCUUCCCACUCGCCCCUGCACUCGGGACCCCGGCCUCGACGGAGAGAGUCCGAUCCCACAGGCCCGCAGAGACAGGUGUUCUCCGUGGCAUCCCCGUUUGAGGUCAAUGGUCUCCCACGAGCUGUGCCUCUGAGCCUGCCCUACCAGGACUUCAAGAAAGACCUCUCUGAUUACCGAGAACGGGCUCGGUUGCUCAACAGGGUCCGGAGGGUGGGAUUCUCCCACAUGCUGCUCACCACCUCCCAGGUCCCACUGGCUCCUGUUCAGCCUCAAGCUAAUGGGAAGGAGGAGGAGGAUGAGGAGGAGGAGGAGGAAGAGGAGGAAGAGGAGGAGGAAGAGGAGGAGGAGGAAGAAGAGGAGGAGGAGGAGGAAGAAGAGGAGGAGGAGGAAGAAGAGGAGGAGGAGGAGGAGGAGGAAGAGGAGGAGGAGGCAGUGGCUCUAGGGGAGGUGCUGGGGCCUCGCAGUGGCUCCAGCAGUGAUGGGAGUGAGAGGAGCACUGACCGGAGCCAAGAGGGUGCCCCUUCCACGCUGCUGGCUGAUGACCAGAAGGAGUCCAGGGGCCGGGCCUCCAUGGCCGACGGGGACCUGGAGCCUGAGGAGGGCUCCAAAACGCUGGUGCUCGUCUCCCCUGGCGACAUGAAGAAGUCGCCCGUCACUGCCGACCUGGCCCCUGACCCUGACCUGGGCACUCUGGCUGCCCUCACUCCUCAGCAAGAGCGGCCCCAGCCCACCGGCAGCCAGCUGGACGUGUCUGAGCCAGGCACCCUGUCCUCUGUCCUCAAGUCUGAGCCCAAGCCCCCUGGGCUGGGAACAGGGCCAGGGGCUGGGGCAGUGACCACAGGGGCAGGAGGAGUGGCAGUCACCUCCUCACCCUUCACCAAAGUUGAGAGGACCUUUGUGCACAUUGCAGAGAAAACCCACCUCAAUGUCAUGUCUUCCGGUGGACAAGCCUCCCGGUCUGAGGAGCUGGGUGCUGGGGGUGAGCUGGGCCUGGAGGCACCCUCUGACGGGAGGGUUGUGGAGGAGGGGGCCUCCGUGCCCCUGGAGAAUGGCAUCGCCCAGUCAGGGCUGGAGAGCUGUGUUCUGUCUGGACCCCCGAUGGAUAGCCCCUUGGAGGUGGCCACAGACUCACUGCCCAAUGGCCCAGCCCUUGUUAACGGGCCAGCUCCAGCAUCCCCGCUGGAACCAGGCCCAGAGAAACUGGCCACUGUCUCCCCCAGCCGCCAUGCCAUGCUAGGCCCUCGCCCCAGGAGCCGGAUCCCUGUCCUGCUGUCUGAGGAGGACACAGGUUCGGAGCCCUCGGGCUCACUGUCGGCCAAAGAGCGGUGGGGCAAGAGGGCCCGACCACAGCAGGACCUGGCACGGCUGGUGAUGGAGAAGAGGCAGGGCCGCCUGCUGCUGCGGCUGGCCUCUGGGGCCUCGUCCUCCUCCAGUGAGGAGCAGCGCCGUGCCUCUGAGACGCUCUCAGGCACGGGCUCAGAGGAGGACACGCCUGCCUCGGAGCCUGCCGCCCCCAGGAAGGCAGGGCGGGCAGCUACCACCCGGAGCCGGAUUCCCCGCCCCAUCAGCAUCCGCAUGCCCACGCCUGCUGCAGCCCAGCAGUCCCCUGGCAGACCCCACAGAGCUGCCCCCGCAUCUGACACAGCCAUCACCAGCAGGCUCCAGCUGCAGAAGCCCCCAGGGUCGGCCGUUGCUGCUGACCUCCGCCCCAAACAGCCCCCCGGCCGUGGCCCGGGCCCAGGGCGAGCCCCAGCCGGCACCAGGCCCCCCGCCCCGCGAAGUCCAGGCCCCUCCACCUCCGCCGCGCCACGCCAGCCCAGCGCGUCCCCCCGGAGCCAGUCCCUGUCCCGUAAAGAGAGCUCCUCUCCCUCGCACCAGGCCCGGCCCGCAGGUCCCCCGCCCCGGGGCGCCCCGCAGGCCCGGGCCCAGCCUGAUGGUACCCCCUCCCCGGGGGGCCCCAAGAAAGGACCCAGAGGGAAACUCCAGACUCAGCGCGCAGCAACCAAAGGCCGGGCGGGGGUCGCGGAGGGCCGGGCCGGGGCCAGAUAAUGACGCGCGAGGCUCUCCGCGGCCCCCCACCCUCACCCCGGCCCCCCAUCCGCAGCCGGCCACACUGAAACAGCUCCCAGCACAGCCUUACGCGCCUGACGCGCGCCACCCGCGGCCCCAGCUUCCCGCCUGCACCCGCGAGGACGCGCGCCAGCAUUCGCCGCGCCCGCCCGCCGGCCCGGCCGGAGGGGGACGCCUCGCCGCGGGGUUGGGGAGGGGGGGGAGCGCCAGCCUCCCGGUACUCCGCCCCCUCCCCGUGACCCCUGCCAUCCCCCUGCCGCCCUUCGGGUGGGGCAGGCUCACCCUCCGCCCCGGGGAAGGCUCAGCCACUUUUUCACUGAGGACUCCACUAAUGGGGACGCCCCCUCACCCGCCAGGCCUCUGCUGCUCUUCGUGCUCCCACAGGGACCUCUGCUUACACCUCCUGCGGCGCCUUUUCCUCCUCCCGGCCUUCUUCCAGCCCAAGCCCACCCACCUCCACUUUGAGAAAGGCAGCCUCAAAUUCCGGAAGUGGAAGUUCCAGCCUCCCCACCAGGGACCAAUACCACAAUCUCCUGGAAGCUGUGGUGGUCCAAAAGGCCUUCUCUUCUCAGCUGCUAGGCUGGGGUUGGGGAGCUGGGAUCCAGGGGCCAUUGGUCUACUCAGGUGUGAGGGGGCAGAUCUGACCAGCCCCAAAGUCCGCUCCAUUCUGGACACCCCUGUGGAAGAUAGUGGGCAGGUGAUUGGGGGGGGGGCUGCUCUUCUGCACCCCUAGGGUGCAAAGUCCUUCUCCCCAUAAAUUUGGGUGGGUCCUCAAUGGGAACCAGAGAGCGUGUGUGGGCUGCCUUCCUGGGCACAUGUUUCCCAAUGGGAAGUUGGAGGGGGGCUUUAAAAAAGGUUUCACCCUCUCCCUUGGCCUCCUGAUCUAGUGCUCAGGACCCCUCACCAUCAGGAACUCCUUGCCAUCUAACCUCAAUCCUGCCUGCUGCAGUUUCAGCCAACUUCCCUCUCUCCUGAGUUCAGUGGAGGUGGAGAAUGGCUGUUUUUCAUCUUCUCUGCACUGGCCCUUUAGAGAUUCAUGGACUCAGUUCUGGCCGGGUCACCCUGUCUGUCCUCCUGGGGUGGAGAGUGGGCUGGAUUGGACCAUCAUCUGGCCUGACAGCUGGCCCCUGGACUCAAGACAGAAAGGCCCUUCUAAGUCCAGAUGGUAUGCUUGUGUGAUGGGUCCAGCCUAAGUCCCCUCCUCCCCCAGCUAACCCUUCAGCCUGUCUCCUCUUGUCUUAACCCCAACCCAUGCAGCUGAGCUGUCCCUGCAGAGGGUGAGGGCUGUGCUGCUCCAUGAAUGGAUAUGGGGCUUCCUCCUGGGUCUGGCUCCUGCAUAGCUCAUCCCACCUCAUCAUGAGCCUCAACUGCCUACAUCUUGGCCAAGCAGCACACGGGCUGCAGAAGGGACAGCCGACCCUGUCUAUCUGGGACAGGUCCCCUGCAGGCCUUCUCCAUCCUCAGCACCCUCAGCCUCUGUCCCCUGGCCUGGCCCCUCUGUUCUCUGAGUCACAGAGAACAAGGCUAGGCAACCAGGGGAAGAGGAAGAAAGGCCCCAGCAAGCCCCAGUGGUCUGGCAGCAUCCAGCCACCAUCGCUUAGAAGGAUGCCCAUGAGGAAGUUGGCCCUGGAAGCAGCCUGGUGGUGCCAGCUGAAGCCCCUCUUGGAGAGUCAGCAGGCUUGGGCAGCUGUUUCCACACCAAGGUGGUGGCUUCUCUGCAAACCAGCCCAGGGGAGGACUCCAGGGUGGACGGCCUUUGAGGUCCAUCCCAUGCUGACGCAGAAGCUCCCAGAACACUCAGGAAACCUCUCCGGACAGAGCCCUCUUUGUCAACCCAAGACCCUCCCAAGGCCUCUACUGCCCUCUGGGUCCAACAGAGGGGGUGGAAGAGGGGCCACUCCCUGCCACCUAGAGCUUCUCCGAAUGACAAUCAGCUCGUGCCAGGUGGGGACCAGGGCAUGACCCCCGGUGCCCAGGUCCUGGGCCUGCUCCUUGCCACCAACCGAACCGUGAAUGUAGGGCCCCCAGCUUCACCUCUGCCCCAGGACCAACAACACCCUGGUUUGGUGUUGGGAAGAAAAGGGGGUGGCCUGAGAGAGCCCCAGGCCCAUCUGACCCCUAGCUUCACCCAGCACUGGAGCUGGGCAGAGACGCAAAACCCUGUCUGCUCUCGGGAUUCCAGACCUCCCUAGGGCUCCCAACUGACCUCAGGCCUCUGUGUCAUGGAAUGUCACCAAGGUGGGGGAGGAGGGGUAGGGGUGAGUGUGGGAGGGGACUAGGGAACUGACUCUGCUCUUCUCCCCAGGAAGGAUCCAGGGCAGAGGACACCACACCUCCCAGUGUCCCCACCCCCAGCUGCAGCCUCUUCCCCCUUGAGCAUCCAUCCCCUCCACCAAGCCCUCCUGGGCCUGAGCCCUUUCUCUAUAAGAGUGCCACACCACCACCACCACUACCACCACCUCACCCCUCGAGCACUUCCCCAUGAUGACAAACCUGUGUCAUUGGCUCAGACACAGGUCUGCUCACCCCAGAACAUGCCUCCCCUCCCAAGCCACACUGUGCACGAAGCGGGUGCAGGAGAAGGGCCAUGUCCCAUUCAUGUGGGCACCCCCCUUCCGGGCUCCUCACGGGGGCCUGGCUCAGUCUUCUCAGCUCCGGGGAUCAGCCCUGGUGGGCAUGGAGUGGGGGGCAGGGAGGUGCCCUCCCCCUCCCCCAGGGAAGCCACUGAAGAAUGUUUACAUGCCAAACAGAAUGUAACACCCUCCCCCACCUCUUCCCAGUCACUGCAUGGCCUCUGCCCACCCUGCACCUGUCCACCCCCACCCCAACACCCUGGAAGCCGCUGUCAUGAUUAGAUCGGGUCUUGGAAGGGAAGUAGCCAUCACACCAUUAAAAAGCCUGUGGACCUUUCGUUCUGUUGGCCUGGACUCUUCUUCCUUUGGGGAAGAGGGAAAAGCCUAGGCACUGUGGCUGGGAAUGGGCAGGGGAGAAGAGUGCAAGUUGGUGGGCAAGUGGGAAUGGACUGCCAUGGAGGCAGAUUAGAUUGUCUCUAUGGAGAUGGAAACAGACGCUCAGGACAGGAACAGAUAAAGGGUCACACAGGUGGAAGAGGGCUACUCUCUGUCUCUGAUAGCAAAGCCUCUGCUCUCUCAGCUCCCCUGGUUGUCUCUCCAAGGAGGCUCAGAGUCUAGCUUUGUGCAGGGAGGAAGGGAGGAAGUAUUUGCAUUGCCCCAAAGUUAACAGACACAAGUGAGUUUGGAAAACCAUAUAGCUAAAAAGCUCACAGGCAAGGAGAAACAAUGGUCAUUAUUCUAGAAAAAUCUAUGAAAAUUAUAAAUGAAUGCAGCCUAUGACCUAGCAUUGCCACUGACAGAAUCAUAUUAUGGAUUCGUAAACUUGUGAAAUUCCAUGUGUCCAAAGUUACUCACUGCAGCAUUUUCCAUGGAGCUCCCCAAACCUCAUCUGCUAUCUCACACUCAAAACAUUCUGGCAAUGGGAGUUUUUUCACUAGAUUCACACAAACUCAUGUGGUAUCAAAACUUGACAAGACCA
Herpailurus yagouaroundi (jaguarundi) is the source of this 7622-nucleotide messenger RNA. It is a transcript of the gene TTBK1, whose product is annotated as tau tubulin kinase 1. Gene Ontology annotation, molecular function: protein kinase activity; ATP binding. The coding region runs from base 87 to 4049 and encodes 1320 amino acids. The transcript is spliced from 15 exons. The record is from RefSeq and is a predicted model, not a curated record. Gene Ontology annotation, biological process: protein phosphorylation. Lineage: Eukaryota; Metazoa; Chordata; Mammalia; Carnivora; Felidae.